UGGAGGCAGCCCGUGCACGCUACGAGAGCCUGCACAUCUCGGACGAUGUGUUCGGCGAGUCGGGCCCGGACAGCGGCGGGAACCCCUUCUACAGCACCUCCGCAGCCUCGCGCUCCUCCUCGGCCGCCUCCUCGGACGAUGAGCGCGAGCGCCCAGCGCCUCCAGGGACCGCCCCGCCACCCCACGCCGCGGAUCCCUUGGAACUGGAGGAGGACGAGACCGGUGGGGGUUGGAGCACCGUGCUGAGGGAUCGCCCGCCUCCGCGCUUCGAGGACACCGGUGGUCCAACCAGAAAGAUGCCGCCCAGCGCUAGCGCGGUGGACUUCUUCCAGCUCUUUGUCCCGGACAACGUGCUCAAGAACAUGGUGGUGCAGACCAACAUGUACGCCAGGAAGUUCCAGGAGCGUUUUGGCAGUGACGGUGCCUGGGUGGAGGUGACACUGGCAGAGAUGAAGGCCUUCCUGGGCUACGUGAUCUCUACCAGUGUCUCGCACUGUGAGUCAGUACUCAGCAUUUGGAGUGGAGGCUUCUAUAGCAACCGGAGCCUCGCCCUCGUCAUGAGCCAGGCGCGUUUCGAGAAGAUCCUCAAGUAUUUCCAUGUUGUGGCCUUCCGUUCCAGCCAGACCACGCACGGGCUCUACAAGGUCCAGCCCUUUCUCGACUCCCUGCAGAGUGGCUUUGACGCUGCCUUCAGGCCAUCCCAGACCCAGGUGCUACAUGAACCCCUGAUUGACGAGGACCCUGUGUUCAUUGCCACGUGCACGGAGCGAGAGCUGCGGAAGCGGAAAAAGCGGAAAUUCAGCCUGUGGGUCCGCCAAUGCUCUUCCACGGGCUUCAUCAUCCAGAUCUAUGUCCACCUAAAGGAAGGCGGCGGCCCCGAUGGCCUGGACGCUCUGAAGAACAAGCCACAGCUGCACAGCAUGGUGGCCCGGAGCCUGUGCCGGAACGCGGCUGGGAAGAACUACAUCAUCUUCACAGGGCCCAGCAUCACCAGCCUCACUCUGUUUGAAGAAUUUGAGAAGCAAGGCAUCUACUGCUGUGGUCUCCUCAGCUCCAGGAAGAGUGACUGCACAGGCCUCCCUCCAUCCAUGCUGACCAACCCUGCCACCCCACUCGCCCGGGGCCAGCACCAGAUCAGGACAAAGGGUAACAUGUCUCUGAUCUGCUGGUACAACAAGGGGCACUUCCGCUUCCUGACCAACGCCUACUCCCCAGUGCAGCAAGGCGUCAUCAUCAAGCGUCGGAGCGGGGAAAUCCCCUGCCCUCUGGCCGUGGAGGCUUUUGCUGCUCACCUCAGCUACAUCUGCAGAUACGACGACAAGUACAGCAAGUAUUUCAUCUCUCACAAGCCAAACAAGACAUGGCAGCAAGUGUUCUGGUUUGCCAUCAGCAUCGCCGUCAACAACGCCUACAUCCUGUACAAAAUGUCAGACGCCUACCAUGUGAAGAGGUACAGCCGGGCCCAGUUUGGAGAGAGACUUGUGAGGGAGCUGCUGGGCCUGGAGGACGAAUCACCAGCCCACUGAGACUGCUGGCCCAGGGGUGUCAGGGACAAGGAAGGAGCCUGUCACCUGCCUGUCCGUUGGAGGGCCCAUGUGGGGUCAGAGGUCUGCUUUACACAUCACCCCUCCACCCCCACAAAGGGUGGCUCCCCAGAGCCUGAUACAGGUGACUGGAUAGGCCGUGACCUCAGAAGGUACCAGCGACAGGACCAGUGGACUGUGCUCUGAUUUCCAGAGCUCGAGAGGUCAUGAUGGGCUCAAGUUCAGACCAGGCAAGCUUACAAAACGGGCCACUCAGUGCCACCCCCACAGCACUCGGGGCAUGGGUUCCCAGCGCUCUCCCAUUCGAUGGGCUUAGAUGGUUCCCUUGGAAGAAGAGAAGCCAUGUGGUGCCAUUAAAACUCAAAGCCAACCGGACAGGAGCGGCUGCAGCUUGCUGACUGUAAACGGGGUGUUCCUGUUCCAUUCUCUGGGGCUGUGACGAGCAGGGUGAGGAGGGGAGAC
Rattus norvegicus (Norway rat) is the source of this 2006-nucleotide messenger RNA. RefSeq names its product piggyBac transposable element derived 5 (gene Pgbd5). Gene Ontology annotation, cellular component: nucleoplasm. Lineage: Eukaryota; Metazoa; Chordata; Mammalia; Rodentia; Muridae. Bases 297 to 1526 code for a protein of 409 amino acids. Gene Ontology annotation, biological process: non-replicative DNA transposition. Gene Ontology annotation, molecular function: transposase activity. The transcript has 7 exons. The record is from RefSeq and is marked provisional.